ACGAACAACUCACGGGUCUCGGUCUGGUCGACACGCUCCCCGCCGCGCCAAAGGUGCAACCCAAGCGCCUCUCGGCAACUUCGCAGUUCUCGUCCACCGACAGCUCCGUCUCCGUCGCCUCGGCGCUCGUCCCUUCCUCCUCGGCGAGCUCUCUGGCGUCGUCGAGCGCCUCGCUUCACUCGGCCGACGAGCGCGCUUCCUGGUCGCACGUUCCUGCCGUCAACAACUGGUUCUCCGCUUGCCCGCCCACCCCGCCCUCCUCGAUCCGUCUCCAGCUCGAGUUCACCUCGCUCCCGCCCGCGUCGCCCGCCCUUCUUCCCGCCGCCGCCGCCACCGCCGCCGCGGCCGAGCGAAAGCCCAGGCCGCUGUCGAGCAUCUUCAUCUCGUCCAACUCGAGCGUGCUCGACCUCAAGGAAGCCAUCGCGGCGCGCAUGGCCGAACAGGGCUUCCGACUCUCGCCCAAGAACCUCACGCUCACGCUCCACCUCCAAGACGACGCACGCAUGCCCUCCACCGCGCUCGGCCUCUGCAUCGCACACGACGAAAAGCAACCGGCAAAGGUGCUCGACGACUCCAACAGCCUCCUCUUUGAAGAGGGCGCUCAGGAGGAGGACCUCGUCGUCGUCGACUGCGAUCCAUCGCAUAUCCUCUGGUCCAUCUAA
This is a messenger RNA of Moesziomyces antarcticus, 662 nucleotides long. RefSeq lists its product as uncharacterized. The annotation marks the transcript as partial. The transcript has a single exon. Lineage: Eukaryota; Fungi; Basidiomycota; Ustilaginomycetes; Ustilaginales; Ustilaginaceae. The record is from RefSeq and is a predicted model, not a curated record.